Messenger RNA from Abrus precatorius (Indian licorice), 1284 nucleotides. RefSeq names its product protein trichome birefringence-like 3. The transcript has 6 exons. The record is from RefSeq and is a predicted model, not a curated record. Lineage: Eukaryota; Viridiplantae; Streptophyta; Magnoliopsida; Fabales; Fabaceae. Gene Ontology annotation, cellular component: Golgi apparatus. Gene Ontology annotation, molecular function: O-acetyltransferase activity. The coding region runs from base 1 to 1284 and encodes 427 amino acids.
AUGAUCCCUUCAGGAACAAUGAAGCCUUCCAGAGGAAAGCUUCCUCUACCCAUCAUCGUCACCACAAUUUGUGUUCUUGUCUUCAUAGCAGUCUUGUAUGCAGAAAGACUAAGUUUUCUUAAUUCCAGUUCAAUUUUCAAGCUCAAAACCUGUCCUAGAAAGCACACCAAAUCAAAAUCUAAUGAUAAGAAAGCUGAGGAAGUGAUUGAAAAUGCCCCAUGGUUGGAUGAUAGGUUCGAUUUUGACCCAGAAGAGUGCAAUGUUGCAAAUGGAAAAUGGGUAUUUAACAACUCAUUGAAGCCAUUGUACUCAGACACUAGCUGUCCUUACAUAGAUAGACAAUUUUCUUGUGUCAAGAAUGGAAGGAAUGAUUCUGAUUACCUUCAUUGGGAAUGGCAGCCAGAAGAUUGCACCUUGCCCCCAUUUAAUCCAGAGCUAGCACUUAAGAAGCUUCAAGGAAAGAGGCUAUUAUUUGUAGGGGAUUCACUGCAAAGAAACCAAUGGGAAUCUUUUGUCUGUUUGGUCCAAGGUAUCAUACCUGAAAAGAAAAAGUCAAUGAAACGAGGGCGUGUUCAUUCAGUCUUCAAAGCCAAGGAAUAUAAUGCUACCAUAGAAUUUUAUUGGGCCCCAUUUCUUGUGGAGUCCAACACUGAUAUUCGAAUCAUAGGAGACCCGAAGAAGAGAAUAAUAAAAGUAGAUCAAAUCACGGAACGUGCCAAAAACUGGACAGGAGUGGAUAUCCUUGUUUUCAAUACCUAUGUAUGGUGGAUGAGUGGUCUUAGAGUAAAAGCACUAUGGGGUUCAUUUGGCAAUGGAGAAGAAGGAUAUGAAGAAUUGGAUACACCAAUUGCUUACAAAUUGGGUUUGAGGACGUGGGCCAAUUGGGUUGACUCAACUAUUAAUCCAAACAAAACUCGAGUCUUCUUCACAACAAUGUCCCCUGCACACACAAAAAGCGCAGACUGGGGCCACAAGGAUGGUGUGAAAUGUUUCAAUGAGACAAGGCCAGUAAAGAAGAAGAAUCAUUGGGGAAGUGGUUCUAAUAAGGGUAUGAUGAGUGUGGUGGCCAAAGUGGUGAAAAGAAUGAAAGUUCCGGUGAAUGUCAUAAACAUAACACAGAUAUCAGAGUAUAGAGUUGAUGCUCAUUCCUCAGUUUACACUGAAACUGGGGGUAAAAUUUUGACUGAGGAGGAAAGGACUAACCCACUAAAUGCAGAUUGCAUACAUUGGUGUUUGCCUGGAGUUCCAGAUACUUGGAAUCAAAUAUUUUUGGCAAUGUUGUAA